AUGGCAUCGACACCCCAUGUCUGGCUGAUUACAGGCUGCUCAGCUGGUUUCGGCAUUUCAAUUGCUCGUGCAGUCCUUGCCCAUGGACAUCUUGUGGUUGCAACCUCUCGGAAUCCGGCGAAAACACCAGACCUGGUUGAAGAGAUCACACAAAAGGGUGGGCACUGGUUGACGCUUGACGUGACAAGCCCCGAAGAGGAUAUUAAAAAGGUGGUCGAGAAGGCCCGGGAUCUGUAUGGUCAUAUUGAUGUUGUUGUCAAUAACGCGGGCUUUGCGGUAGUCAGCGCACUAGAGGACGUCGACGAAGCGCUCGCACUCGAAUUGUCACCUUUCGGCAUCAGAGUUCUUUUAGUAGAGCCCGGAGCAUUUCGAACCAAUUUCCUUGGACAAAAUGCAGUCUCUUACCAGCCACCGAGUGAUCCAUACCUCGGGACAGCCGUCGAGAAAACCCAGCAGUAUCUCCAUAGCGAGAAUGGAAAGCAACCUGGUGAUCCAGAAAAAGCGGCAGAAAGAAUUUAUGAAGUCGUUAUGGGAGAAGGAAUGGCUAAAGAUAAAAAACAGUAUCUUAGGUUGGUUUUGGGCAACAAGGCUUAUGAAAACGCUCGUCUUAAAGUUGCCGACCUUUCGGAGAACUUUCUCGCCUUGGAGGACAUUUCUAGAAGUACGGACUACUAA
This is a messenger RNA of Aspergillus brunneoviolaceus CBS 621.78, 675 nucleotides long. RefSeq names its product NAD(P)-binding protein. The transcript is spliced from 2 exons. The record is from RefSeq and is a predicted model, not a curated record. Bases 1 to 675 code for a protein of 224 amino acids. Lineage: Eukaryota; Fungi; Ascomycota; Eurotiomycetes; Eurotiales; Aspergillaceae.